AUGACCUCCCACAAAAACACCGUAUACGUCGUCACCGGCGGCAAUCGAGGCAUUGGUCUCGGCCUUGUGAAGGCUCUCCUUGCUCGCCCCUCUGUCACGGUAAUCGCGACUGUCCGUAACGACAAGUCUAGGUCUGACUUGGAGUUUGCUGUCGAGAGUAUACCAAAAGGUGACGGAAGUACUUUAUCCAUUGCCCAGCUGGACUUUUCUGCGGGCAUUCCGAUUGAACGAAUCCGCAGCGCGUUCGACAUCGAUCACAUCGACGUUCUCAUCAACAACGCUGCUGCCAGUUUCCAAUCAUACGCUGCACUCGAGAUACCCACAGCCGACCUUCGAUCUGCCUUCGAGAUAAAUACAAUUGGACCUCUUACAGUCGUCCAAGCACUGUGGCCUUUACUGCAAAAGUCAGCUGCGCCCAAGGUGGUCAAUAUCUCCUCUUCGAUUGGCUGCAUCACCUAUCAAGAGGUUGUGGCUGGUGCCUAUGGUCCAAGCAAAGCGGCAUUGAACUGGCUUACACGGGCGCUGCAUUUGCAGAACGAGCAGCUCGUGGCAUUUGCGCUUCAUCCUGGGUUUGUGGGUACGGACAUGGGCGAAUUUGCUGCUACGGAGUGGGGAUUUCCUCUGGCUAUGCUGGCAUCUGUUGAAGACUCGGUCACACAAAUGCUCAAGGUGAUUGAUGAUGCUACUCGGGAGACGGUAUCGGGUAAAUUUGUUACAUACAAGGGGGAGGAGUUGCCAUGGUGA
Molecule: messenger RNA, 744 nt
Organism: Fusarium sp. VM40
Lineage: Eukaryota; Fungi; Ascomycota; Sordariomycetes; Hypocreales; Nectriaceae
Source: the annotation of a GenBank genome assembly